Molecule: messenger RNA, 3507 nt
Organism: Gasterosteus aculeatus aculeatus (three-spined stickleback)
Lineage: Eukaryota; Metazoa; Chordata; Actinopteri; Perciformes; Gasterosteidae
Gene: ndrg2
Product: NDRG family member 2
Source: RefSeq, a predicted model, not a curated record
UCCGGGUUCUCUCCCCCCUCCCUCCCCCCUCCCCCCUGUCUGCCCGAUGUUCCUCCUGCUGGAGACACAAACAACACAACGCUGGAGAGCAGCGAGGGAGCGGAAAGCACAGCGCACAACACGGGAGGUGGAGGGAGGACGAAGCGCGGAACAACAGCAGGUUUUGCGCUAGAAACCGGAGGAGCGGAGUGGACGCAGAGAGAGGGAGACACUUAUUGUCCACGUUAUCGUCUCCGUCUCCAAACGUCUCCCGUGCGAGGACCCGCGGAUUGGACAGAGGAGGCGACGCCAUGACGACCGAAAUGCAGGAGAUCGCCAUCACGGAGGAGAAGCCGCUGCUCACGGGUCAGGCUGAGUCCAAGGAUGCUGAACUGGCUGCUAGGAUACUCCUGGACCAAGGACAGGAGCACAACAUCGAGACCCCCCACGGCGUCCUGCACGUGACCCUGCACGGCACGCGGACCACCCGCCGGCCGGCCAUCCUCACCUUCCACGACGUGGGUCUGGACAACAAGAGCUGCUUCUCCCCUCUGUUCAAGUUCGAGGAGAUGCAGGAGAUCGUGAAGAACUUCACCCUGAUUCACGUGGACGCCCCGGGGCAGGAGGAGGGCGCCGCCCCUUACCCCGCCAGUUACCAGUACCCCUCCAUGGACGCCAUCGCAGAGAUGAUCCCUUCCGUCCUGCAGUUUUUCAACUUCCGCACGGUGAUCGGAGUGGGAGUGGGAGUGGGCGCGUACGUCCUCUCCAAGUUCGCGAUGGCGAACCCGGACUCGGUGGAAGGCCUGGUUCUGGUCAACAUCGACCCCGACGCCCGAGGCUGGAUCGACUGGGCCGCUCAGAAGCUCAGCUCCGUGACGUCCUCUCUGACGGAGCAGAUCAUGUCCCACCUUUUCAGUCAGGAGGAGCUGAGCUCCAACUCGGAUCUAGUGCAGUCUCACAGAGAGCGCAUCUCCAAAGCGUCCAAUCUGGUCAACAUAGAGCUCCUCUGGAAGACGUACAACAGCCGCAGGGACUUGAACAUCGACCGCAGCAGCUCCUUCAAGUGUCCAGUGAUGUUGGUGGUGGGCGACCAGGCUCCGUACGAGGAGGCGGCCGUGGAGUGCAACAGCAAAAUGGAUCCGACGACCACUUCCUUCCUAAAAAUGGCCGACGCCGGAGGUCUCCCGCAGCUGACCCAGCCCGCUAAACUGACUGAGGCGUUCAAGUACUUCAUCCAGGGAAUGGGCUACAUGGCUUCGUCCUGCAUGACCCGGCUGUCCCGCUCCCGCACCACCUCCCUGUCCUCCUCCUACUCCAUGGAGGGGUCCCGCUCUCGCUCCCGCACCCUGUCCCAGGGCUCGCAGGGCGGCCAGAUGCCGCCGAGCCCCUCCCAGACGAUGGAGGUGUCCUGCUGAACCGGGGGAAUUAAAAAAAAAAAUUAAAAAUUAAAAAAAAAAAAUGGAGUGAGAAGGGAAAGGGAAAAGUGAAGCGCCGACGGUGUAGGAGGGGGAAAAAAAGGGAUGGGUCACUUAUUUGUCACUGAUCAACUUCCAUCGCCACAAGAGGCGGCGUGAGGACUGGAGACGGGGGGGAGGGAGGGAGGGAGGGAGGCGAGGAAGGGUUGUGGGAGAGAAAAAGGAAACCGAGGGAUUCCAGAGGGACCCGUCCCUCUGCUCGCGUCCCCCUCGAGGCCGACAAACAUCUGGUCUGCUCUGCUGUGAGUAUAAGAAGGGUAGACAAGAAGAGAUUAAUCGGGGGGGGGGGGGGCAGCAGUCCUCCCUCCCUCCCUCCCUCCCCCCCUCCCUCUGGGUCAGCCACUAGAGCCCUUUGAUUUAGACGAGGAGGCCUAUAGAGGCCGUACACCUUGCAUUAACCGAUAGUAAUAACUCUGUUGUCGACGGCGAUAUUGAAGCUGAUGAUGAUUAUAAUGACGUAGUAAAAAAAAAAAAAAGAGUAACACCGUUGUCUUUAUUACACAAUGAGCUUAAAAAUACAUAGAUACAAAUAAAAAAGACAUACUACAGCACAGAUACUUAUAACAAUGUGUGUCUACUACAACUACUUUUUAUUUGAACGUUUUUUGAUCUGAUUUUAUUUCCUCAUUUUAACCCGAUUGAAGGUUUUUCAUGUCUUCCAUUGGCCCCGUAUAUUUAUAUGUACCUUUCGUUUUACCAUCAGAAUUGAUUUUAGUGAGAUGGACGGGAAGCUUUUCUUUAUUUCUAUAUUUUCUUUCUCGACUUGGAAGUUGCAAACCUGGAAACAGCCCUCAGAAUUUGUCCGUGUGUGUGUGUGUGUGUGUGUGUGCGUUUGCUGAGCCUGGUGGUAAUCGCGUGACGGAAUAGCAUUGCAUAGCUGUAGCUAACGUUAACACCAGUCCAAUAGGGCUUCCAGUACCACGUGCGGCCCAACGGGAAGCGUUGGGCCGCUGCUGACGCGCCAGCGUGUCGGCGCUGGACGUGGCCACCAGGGGUCACUGUGUUCGUCAUGUGGCUUGUAACCUCUUGGCCUCGCCCUCCGAAGAAACCCAGCUAGCUUUACGUUUUUUGUGCGAGGUGACGGUCAAGAUGACCACGAGUUCCUCGCCAGCGACGGGAAGGGGAGGGUCGAGAGGAUCGUGUCGCGAAGGUUGCGAUGUGUCCGAGGGGGAAGGCGGGCUGAAUGUGAAGCGUGUUUGGGGGACGGCGUGCACAUUUUUGUAAUUUAACAUUUUGAGGCCAACGAAACCCUCCCCUGUGAGCGGUAACUGACAAUGCACCAGCCCCUUCACUGCCAACGUACUCAGAGAACAUCAUUAUUACGUCUUUUGAUAAGCAGCGUGAUUUUUGACAGUCGCUCUGAGGUUUGCUCGGGAGAGAUAUCGAUGAUGUUAAAUGACAAAGAGAAUCUGUUUUUUAAGCCACUUCUCCCGCGGUGCGAUGCUCCCCAGCCACCAGUUAAAACCGUAAGAACGAAAAAUUUGCUGUUUCUAUCCGUGUUCUCGGGUGUAAAUGCAGAGUUUGGGGGAUUUUUUUAGGGCACUUUUGCUGCCGUCCGGCGUGCUGAAAAGCAGAAUGUAAACGCUCCCGCCACACUUACAUUAGGACUCGUGCACCCGGUUACCCGGAGCGUCUACCAAAUAAGGUGGAGCGGAGGAAAGGAAGAUGCCAAAAAGGGAAGAGGAACGGUACUUAUUUGCGGAGAGCAGUACACGCUUGUCCAUUUUGUCUUUUCAUUUUUUUACUUCAAUCAUGUUUUCUUUGCCCUCUAUGUUUUGGGAUUAUUAUCAUGAUGUGUUUUUGUUAUCUCUGUGAAGUGUUAGUUUACCCUGCUGAUGUGCUCACAAGGUAGUUAACCGUGUGUGUGUGAUAGUUCAUGCGUAACCUUUCUUAGCAGUAGCGCUGAUGAAGGAGUAAUGUAAUAAACAAUUAAAGAUGAAAAGUAAUGAGAAUACAAUCAAUUUUACUUGUGUGGUUAAUUUCUCUGUGUAACACAAUGAACAUCCUAAAAAAAGGAAACUUAAAUACGAAUAAAAGCUACAGAGAAAAGUCC